CAGACUGAGUUCCAGGCCCACACGUCAGCCUCACCCUCACGAGUAAAAAGCGCGGUUGCUGUCCCUCGUCACCACCAGAAUUAGCGAUACGGAUUCCGUUAUUCAGAAAUCACGGCCGCGGCGACCCCGGACCCAAUCUCGGAUCCCUGCUCCGCCCAAAAGAUGGCGGCGGCAUGGGCGGCGCUGGCGGUGUUGCUGGCCGCAGCUCAGGUGGCUUCGGCGGCGCCGGUCACGGCGCCAGCGUUCCUCUGGGCGCCCAAGAAUUACGGCCGUUCUGAUGAUACUAAGGAAGUAGUCCACUAUCAGACUGUAUCUUCAAAGAGUUUGGCUAAAUCUGUUCUUGCAGAAGGUGGCUGGUCAAACUUUAUUUGUUCAAGGGAGGCUGCUCAGAGGAAUGUUGAUGUUGCCGUUAUUUUUAUUGGCUCAACGCUACAAUCAGCAGACAUAUCUAAAGAUAACCAAGUUGAUCCAGCUUUAGCAGAUAGAUUGAAGCUCUCCUUCACAAGUUCAAAUUUUUCCAUGGCAUUCCCCUAUGUUUCCACAUCAGAUGAUGAGAAAUUGGAGAGCUCAUUGCUAUCUGGCUUUGCUGCGAACUGUAACAGUGGUUUUGAAAGAAACGAUAUUACCUACACAGACAAGUGUACUGUAAGUGGUCAAGAUCUGUACAAAUAUCCAAACAUGGAUGCUAUCAAUGACUUGGUAGUGUCAGGGAGAGCGAACCCGUUUGGACGGACUGGUCUAAUUGUCUUCUGUAGUGGUGGUUUCCAGAGAUUAGGACGCCUUGUGAAAUCUGAAGGAGAGUUGCUUGCCCAGCUGGUUGAGUUACUGGAGCACUCGGGGGCUAAAUACACGAUUCUCUAUGCUUCUCAACCAUCUGGUUUACUGGAGAGCCCUUCCAGCUUGCCACUAAGUAGGCAUCUUGCAGAGAAGAAGAUUAAUGAUACAAAAGCUGGCCAGAGCAAAUGUGAUGGGGAGUGCCUAGUCAAAUCAAGUCUUCUGGAAGGAGCUUUUGUUGGGAUAGUGCUUCUUAUCAUCUUGAUAUCGGGACUCAUGUGCAUGAUGGGAAUCGACACACCCUCGAGGUUUGAAGUUCCCCAGGAAUCUUGAUCUCACUUUUCUGGACACGGGAGCUCGAUGAGCUCUAAGCAGCACGACGGAACGGCGUCCAUUGGUCCACUGGCCUUGUAUAUUUUUCUGAGCCAACUGUUACUUCCAGUUUGCUCAAUUUUGGUGUAAUAUUACUUCCCUCGUGUCUAUGGAGAUCAAGCUGAGCUAUCGCAAACAAUGUAUAAAACAUAUACAUGCUCGAGGCUUGUGUUGCACCAGACAUAGCAUUUGCCUCCAGUAUGUUUCCUGUGAAUAACCUGAAAUUCAGGUGUAACCAAUAAGACGGCACUGUGCAUGGACCAUGGAAUAAAGUCGUAAUCUUGUUAGUUGUCAAAAAAAAA
This is a messenger RNA of Panicum virgatum (switchgrass), 1448 nucleotides long. RefSeq lists its product as uncharacterized. The coding region runs from base 163 to 1107 and encodes 314 amino acids. Lineage: Eukaryota; Viridiplantae; Streptophyta; Magnoliopsida; Poales; Poaceae. The record is from RefSeq and is a predicted model, not a curated record. The transcript has 9 exons.